AUGAACAAUCUCUUGAUAAUACUGAUCCUUUUGGGCAUGUGCAUCGACUUAAGCAAUGGUAUGCUAGGAGAAAGCAAAGUCACAUUAAGCAACCAGUUGGAACACAACAAACUCCUCAAGAUUCUUUGUGACAACGACGAGGGAGAGCAGCUUGUAAAAAUCGGCGAAGAAUACAAAUUUACUUUUGGUGAUAAUUUUCUUAAAACGACCCGUUACUCGUGUAAAGUGUCCCAAGGUCCUGAUAACUUCAAACAUCGCCAAGAAUUUGUGGCGUACGACGCGUCAUGGAGCAAAGCUCUUGAGGCUACAUGUAAGUGGAUUGCUAGAGAAGAUGGUAUCUACUUUUCUCUAGAUGGAAACCCUCCUCUGAAGAGAUAUGAGUGGGAUGGUCCUCACCUCCUUAAUAACUAG
Molecule: messenger RNA, 411 nt
Organism: Raphanus sativus (radish)
Lineage: Eukaryota; Viridiplantae; Streptophyta; Magnoliopsida; Brassicales; Brassicaceae
Product: S-protein homolog 21-like
Exons: 1
Coding region: 1-411 (136 amino acids)
Source: RefSeq, a predicted model, not a curated record